Caretta caretta (loggerhead turtle) is the source of this 1266-nucleotide messenger RNA. Its product is annotated as T-cell antigen CD7. Gene Ontology annotation, biological process: B cell differentiation; B cell receptor signaling pathway. Lineage: Eukaryota; Metazoa; Chordata; Testudines; Cheloniidae. Gene Ontology annotation, cellular component: B cell receptor complex; external side of plasma membrane. The record is from RefSeq and is a predicted model, not a curated record.
CAGCUAAGGCAACAAAACUUUCCACCGGCCCCCCCCGAGGUGACAUUUCCGGAGGAUGCUGGGGCUGAGCUGAGCUGGGCUGCGGAGCUCCCCAGAGAGCAGGGACCAUGGAGCAGCUGCCAGCCCUGAGCACCGUCCUCUGCGCCGUCCUCCUCAUCCCCACCUGGGGAGCAGGUCUCACAGUGCUUCAGAGCCCUGUUGUCCUCCGAGCGUCCCCCGGCGAGACCAUGAACCUCAGCUGCUCCUUUGAGAACAGACAGGGCAGCGUGGUCAAAGCGACGUGGACUAGAGCACCCGGGGUUGUGCUGGAAUCUCACCAUCCCUUCUACAACGGACGGCUCAAUAUGUCCGACCUGGAUCUGCUCCAGAAAGGGGAGGUCACGCUGACCCUGUCGGAGUUGGAGAAGCGGGACUCUGGUCUCUAUCAGUGUCACAUCAGCAUCCGCCAGGGAGAGAGCGGGACAGGAGCGGGCACCGAGCUGCAGGUGAUGGGGAGAAACCAGAGUGACACAGGUAAAGAACCUGCCCCCGUAGGGUGCUGCACCCGGGAGCUCCUGUACCAGGUCGCCAUCGCCUUGGGGCUCCUUCUCAUCCUUGGCCUGGUGGCCACCCUCCUCCUGAAGAGACGCCGAGCGCCGCCCCCCUCGCAGCCCCGCCAGCGGCAGCCGAAGGGCCACGGCAGCCGGGGGGGCCGAGGAGAGCGAGAGCGUGCACUACUCAGAGAUUAAAUUCCAGACUCCAGGACGCAGGGAACACACCUCCAACCACACCCAGCGGCGCUGAGUCCCUCUGCACCCAGCACCACCUGAGUCCCUCACACUCGUAGCCACGCCGCCAGGAGGGAAUUCCCCACAGGAGGAGACCCUCAGAGGGUUUGAGGGAGAGCAGAAGAAAAUUAUGGGUGUGAAAGUCCAUGUGAACCCCAACAAAACCCAACUAGCCCUGUCUACGGCAGGGAAUAAUCUACUAGGGCAUGGAUCUACCCUCAGGAAAUGCCUUCUCCGGGCCUCCUGGAUAUAACUAUAUCACGUCCCUGUGUGUUAUUUCCCUGUCCUCUCUGGCGUGAUUGCAACGCCUCCCUGUGGAGCGUGACCAGCUGGGGGUAAUUAACGCAGCGUCUGGUCCCUCUUCCUAACUGAGCACGAAGAGAAACGCUCGCCCAGCUCAGCAUGGUGUGGGCGGUGGAACUGGUCUGAGUGACCAGCAUGACUGCUCCAGCCGGCUGGACUUGCUCAAAGAAAGUGAUUUUUUUUGGUCUAAAAAUAA